Messenger RNA from Aureococcus anophagefferens, 2148 nucleotides. RefSeq lists its product as hypothetical. The transcript has 10 exons. Gene Ontology annotation, biological process: negative regulation of transcription by RNA polymerase II. Gene Ontology annotation, cellular component: chromatin; histone deacetylase complex. Bases 1 to 1446 code for a protein of 481 amino acids. Lineage: Eukaryota; Pelagophyceae; Pelagomonadales; Pelagomonadaceae. Gene Ontology annotation, molecular function: transcription corepressor activity. The record is from RefSeq and is a predicted model, not a curated record.
AUGCACUUGAUUUCGAAGGUGACAACAAUAAAGAAACGUUUCGCGCACGAGCCAGAGACAUACAAGGCCUUCCUCGAAAUCUUGCAUACUUAUCAAAAAGAACAACGUUCGAUUAAGGAUGUUCUGGAGCAAGUCUCUCAGCUAUUUGCAGACCACCCUGACCUUCUCAAAGAAUUCACUUACUUUCUACCAGAUGCAAGGGGUUCUUUUCUUUGGGCAUCCAUCCCACUCCACGAGAUCGAUUUUUCUCGUUGUAAGCGUGGUACACCAUCUUAUCGCGGCUUACCAACAUCAAUGUCCCGCCCAAGAUGUGGUGGGCGCUCAGACCUUGAUCUGCGUGUGCUCAACGACGUUUGGGUUUCACAGCCUGUUGGCUCGGAAGAGACAAACUCGUUCAAACACGCUAGGAAAAAUUGCUACGAAGAGGAACUCUUCAAGUGUGAAGAUGAGCGCUUUGAGCUUGACAUGGUCAAGUGGACCUUGAACUCGACUAAAACGCCAAGUGCUUGUACUAGUACAGGGUUGACCAGAAUAGAAGCCCCCUUGAGCGCAUGUGCUCAGCUAGUUGGUCAUGUGGUCAAGCCUGUGGCAUUAUCUGCCGCACACCUAAAUGCAAUUUUGCGAGUCUAUGGCGAACAUGGGCUGGAGCUCCUCGAGCUUCUGUAUAAGAACCCCAGAGAAACGAUUUCAAUUGUCUUAAAGCGCCUCAAACAAAAAGGAAAAGAAUGGCGUAAACUCCAGGGGGAUAUGAGUGACAGGUGGAAGGAGCAACUCAGCCUGAAUUCACGCCGAGCAGCAGAUAAUCUUUCUCAUCAAAAGGAGCCAAAGAUCAUAUUACCGCGUCAUUUCAUGCAUGACUCACUUGGCACACCAGAUGACCCAACGCAACCUGGAGUUGGAGAUUCUGCAAUGUCAAUGAAAUAUCAAUUUGAAAUGCAACUUCAAUUGGGCCAUCAUGCUAUUCACCACGCGCUGUUCCACCUUAUUUUUGACACAGCUGAACAAUCAUCUAUGUCGCGGCAUGACAAAAAUCAUAUUGUCAUAUUCUUGAGACACUUUUUUGCCCCGUUCGUCCACCUGUCAAAGCACGACACUAUGGCUCAUCUUGCUCAAAGCGAGAGCCGUCAUUUGGUCACCACCCUUACGAAUGUGGAGUUUGAUGCGAAUGACAGAGAUCCUCACAAGUCAUCACGUGGAUAUUUCAAUGCCCAUGAGGGCACCCAUGAUCGCAAACAGGAUUUGUGUUCAGAUCCCCUAGUUCUACUCGGCGAACUAACGCCGGCUGAGCUUCGUGCGUCCUACAAAGCGGUGCUUAUUCAUGAUGAGGCGGGCAUACAGGCUGGCUUCUCCAAAAGCACGAAUUGGUUCGCAUGGCGUAUGAAUUGUGUCAUACUAACGAUUCGGUUCCGCGUUCAUCCUUCAUGGAUGAUUGCAGAAGCGAGUUAGAUUUCACCCCGACCCACCAAAAGCCCUUUGAGGUGUUGGUCUCUAUGGUAUAUGGACUUAUGGAUGGUUCAUUAGAUGCUUCUUGUUUUGAAGAUGGAUCACGCUGUAUCUUGGGAAUUGAAGCUCAUGAAGUCUUCUCUGUGGAUAAGCUUAUAGUCCAAGUCCUGAAGCAGCUGCAACUCAUCAUCCAUGAUACUGCAAGCUGCAAAUUUAUUGCGUUGUGGCAACUAGAAAGAGAGCGGAGACGUGUUGAUUCAUCAGCUAGAACUCCAAUAGGUGAAACUUCCCAUCAAUGUAUUGAAACUCGUGGACGGCAAGUUCUUCAAUGGCUCGGGAGAGACUCCGACCCUUUAUAUGUUGUCAAGUAUUGCGUUGAAGAAAAAACUACUGACACUUUUAGUGUCAGGUAUCUCGGUUGCAAGCACUCUGAUGAAAUUGGUGCCACCGCCGCUUGACUGGGCGGCGCAAGGCCAGGGCGGCCGCUGAGUUCCCCGCUGCUGGGUUUCCUACAGUUCUCAGAGGGUGGGUACGACCGCUGGAUACGACAAACCCAACCCCCUGAGCUCACGCCUUGCCCAGGCUCCUCAGCGCGCGAUUAAGCGCCCCAGCGCGGGUCCGUGGGGUGGCGGCGGGUCGAACGCGGGAAAUUCGACGCGUUCUAGUUUUGGGGCUGCCUCAUAAAGAGUAAUGUAGGGGGGUAGG